This is a messenger RNA of Mus caroli (Ryukyu mouse), 6751 nucleotides long. RefSeq names its product MCC regulator of Wnt signaling pathway (gene Mcc). Gene Ontology annotation, molecular function: calcium ion binding. The record is from RefSeq and is a predicted model, not a curated record. NCBI's taxonomy places the organism in Eukaryota, Metazoa, Chordata, Mammalia, Rodentia, Muridae. Gene Ontology annotation, cellular component: cytoplasm. Gene Ontology annotation, biological process: negative regulation of canonical Wnt signaling pathway.
AUUCAAAGGGGGAAACUUCGGCGUGAAGUGCUGCUCGGCUCCGGCUCUCUCCAGCUCUUUCCUCCCGGGAACCGGAGGCACAUAUCGUCCUCGCACUGGUGCCCGGGCUUCUCCCGGAGGGUUCCCUAGCUCUGCUGGGCGCCGGCGUGAACUGCCCGCCUGCCGGGUAAUGGGGAUCUGCGUGGUACCAUAGGAGGGGCGAGGCGGCGCGGAGGGUGGCAUCACUCCGGGACUCCGCGGUGGGCGCGCGGGCGGGUCCCGGCGCCGGCUCGGCCGCUGCAGUUGCUGCGAGCGCAACCCUCUGCCCAGUCUCCUGCAGCUAUGGCUCGCUGGUGAGAUUCCAGCCUGACUUACGGUAACGAGCUUCUCCAUCCUUUCUGGCCUCGCUGCUGUCCUGGGUGAAAAUGGCUGUCUAGACUGAAAUGUGCCGGCGGGGAGCAAGCCCAGGCUAUCCAGCCUAAGCCCGGCUCCUACGCUCCGAGGUCUGGGGACGAGCCCGGCUCUGAAAAGUGCAGGCAUGAAUUCUGGAGUUGCGGUGAAAUAUGGCAACGACUCCUCAGCCGAGCUGAGCGAGCUCCACUUGGCAGCCCUGGCAUCACUCAAGGGAGACAUUGUAGAGCUGAAUAAGCGUUUGCAGCAGACAGAGCGGGAACGCGACCUUCUGGAAAAGAAGUUGGCCAAAGCACAGUGUGAGCAGUCACACCUCAUGAGAGAGCAUGAAGACGUCCAGGAGCGCACGACACUCCGCUAUGAGGAGCGCAUCACAGAACUCCACAGUAUCAUUGCAGAACUCAACAAGAAGAUAGACCGCCUGCAAGGUACCACCAUCAGGGAGGAAGAUGAGUACUCAGAACUUCGGUCAGAGCUCAGCCAGAGUCAACACGAGGUUAAUGAAGACUCCAGAAGUGUGGACCAAGACCAGACCUCUGUGUCCAUCCCUGAGAACCAGUCUACUAUGGUCACUGCUGAUAUGGAUAACUGCAGUGACUUGAACUCAGAACUGCAGAGGGUGCUGACCGGUCUGGAGAGUGUCGUCUGCGGCAGGAAGAAGAGCAGCUGUAGCCUCUCUGUGGCUGAAGUUGACAGGCACAUAGAGCAGCUCACUACGGCCAGCGAGCACUGCGACUUGGCCAUUAAGACAGUUGAGGAGAUCGAGGGAGUUCUAGGUCGGGAUCUGUAUCCCAACCUGGCUGAGGAGCGGUCCCGGUGGGAGAAAGAACUGGCUGGAUUGCGGGAAGAGAAUGAAAGCCUGACGGCCAUGCUAUGCAGCAAAGAGGAGGAGCUGAACCGGACCAAGGCCACUAUGAACGCCAUCCGUGAGGAGCGGGACAGGCUUCGGAGGCGGGUCCGAGAGCUCCAAACUCGGCUGCAGAGUGUGCAGGCUACUGGGCCUUCUAGCCCAGGUCGCCUCACCCCUGCCAAUCGCCCAAUUAACCCCAGCACCGGAGAGCUAAGCACCAGCAGUAGCAGCAAUGACAUCCCCAUCGCUAAGAUUGCCGAGAGAGUGAAGCUGUCAAAGACAAGGUCUGAAUCGUCAUCAUCUGACAGGCCAGUCCUGGGCUCGGAAAUCAGUAGCAUUGGGGUUUCCAGCAGUGUGGCAGAACACCUGGCCCACUCACUCCAGGACUGCUCCAACAUCCAGGAAAUUUUCCAGACACUCUACUCACACGGAUCUGCCAUCUCUGAAAGCAAGAUUAGAGAGUUUGAGGUGGAAACGGAACGAUUGAAUAGUCGUAUUGAACACCUCAAAUCCCAAAAUGAUCUUCUCACCAUAACCCUGGAGGAAUGUAAAAGCAACGCCGAGAGGAUGAGCAUGCUGGUGGGGAAGUACGAAUCCAACGCCACAGCCCUGAGGCUGGCCUUGCAGUACAGUGAGCAGUGCAUAGAAGCCUACGAACUCCUGUUGGCCCUGGCUGAGAGCGAGCAGAGCCUCAUCCUGGGGCAAUUCCGGGCAGCUGGUGUGGGCUCCUCCCCUGGAGACCAGUCAGGGGAUGAAAAUAUCACUCAGAUGCUCAAGCGGGCUCAUGACUGCCGGAAGACUGCUGAGAAUGCCGCCAAAGCCCUGCUCAUGAAGCUGGAUGGCAGCUGCGGGGGAGCCUUCGCCGUGGCUGGCUGCAGCGUGCAGCCCUGGGAGAGCCUGUCCUCCAACAGCCAUACCAGCACGACCAGCUCUACAGCCAGCAGCUGUGACACAGAGUUCACUAAAGAAGAUGAGCAAAGGCUGAAGGAUUAUAUCCAGCAGCUCAAGAAUGACAGAGCUGCCGUCAAGCUGACCAUGCUGGAGCUGGAGAGCAUCCACAUCGAUCCACUCAGCUAUGAUGUCAAGCCAAGAGGCGACAGCCAGAGGCUGGACCUGGAGAAUGCCGUGCUGAUGCAGGAGCUGAUGGCCAUGAAGGAGGAGAUGGCCGAGCUGAAGGCCCAGCUCUAUCUGCUGGAGAAGGAGAAGAAAGCCCUGGAGCUGAAGCUGAGCACGAGGGAGGCACAGGAGCAGGCCUAUCUGGUGCACAUCGAGCAUCUCAAGUCCGAGGUGGAGGAACAGAAGGAGCAGAGGAUGCGGUCUCUGAGCUCCACCAGCAGCAGCGGCAAGGAGAAGCCUGGCAAGGAGUGUGCCGAUGCUGCCUCGCCAGCUUUGUCACUGGCCGAACUAAGGACAAACAGCGACAGUGAGCUGGCCACCGAGUUCGCCAAUGCCAUCCGACGGGAAAAGAAGCUGAAGACCAGAGUCCAAGAACUGGUCAGUGCCUUGGAAAGACUCACCAAAAGCAGUGAAAUCAGGCACCAGCAGUCGGCAGAGUUUGUUAAUGACCUGAAACGGGCCAACAGCAAUCUGGUGGCUGCUUACGAAAAAGCAAAGAAGAAGCAUCAAAACAAGCUGAAGAAGCUGGAAUCUCAGAUGAUGGCCAUGGUGGAGCGACACGAGACCCAAGUGAGAAUGCUCAAGCAAAGAAUAGCCCUGCUGGAGGAAGAGAAUUCCAGGCCACACACCAACGAAACGUCACUCUAACGGGCACUCUGGCACCAAAGUUGGCUAACCUGGAGCAGCUCUGGAGUCCUCAGAAGAGGAAGGGCCCAGAGAAGGAGGGACUGUUGGGAGAAGAGUGGAAAGGUUGCAUAUAGGUCACAGGCUCCACCCUGGGGGGCGUGGUCACGAUGGCACUGUGGAUUAUGUACCUAUGUACUAGCUCCAGCUGCUCUAGGCUUAGCCACAAAGGGUGUCUACAAUGGCUCCAGCCUCAAGAUUAGCCACAUCUUCUUUCAGCGUUCACCAUUCCAGUUCUCAACUGUUCUGUGCAGUAGUGGAACUCCAGGCAUCUGUGGAUUUCCAAGUCUCCCCAUCCCCACCCUCACCUCCUUUUUUUUUUUUCCAUAGGCUGUGGACUUUUCUGGAUUUCUUCCUUCCUCUUCCAAGGGGAAGGUGACAGUGUUGUAUGUCUCCAGUAUCUAGGGCUGGCGGCUUCCUGUAGCAGGCUCUGCUUUUCAGGUCCCAUGGUACCAGAUUCUUGAAAUACGGUCAUGAAGAGUUAGUAGUUGGGAGUUACAGACUAAAGGAUGCACAAAGUGUUGCCACCGAGCAUCCCAGACACAGUGCAGCUUCAAAUAGAGCAAUGCUGGGGCUGUGUGUAGACCGUUGUGCUCUAGACGAAUAAAAGCAUCUUCCAUUUUUAUUUUAGAGGCAGGGCUCAGAUUCCCUUCUAGCAAGAGUAAAAUUUAGAACACUCUUGAUUUAUGUAGAGAAGCCAACAUUUUACCAUGGGUUUCUUCCAGAACAAAGAAAAAAACAGUAUUUGCUCUCACCCAGCCCAGGGCACUAUAAUAGCUUCUAUUUUGAAUCAAAACCUAAGCCACUUUUGAGCAUCUGUGGGCCCUGCCUCCCUAAAGGCAAGAGGCUUGGUGACCCUUACUGUUGUACAAAAUUGUUCCCACCUAUUUAACAGAGUGCCACUGAACCUUUAGCCUCUGACUGGAUGAGGGAAUGGUCGACAGGCUUCCUAAGCUAACCAGUGACUGGAAGGCGGGUUCCAAGUACCUGAACUCUGGGAGGUAUUCCAGACUCAUUUAGUUCCUAGUAUAACCUUUAUUGUUUUGCCUUCUGCUGUUCAUGGGUACAAUUAAGAGCAGCUUGGCUUUUUAGCUUUUUCACCUCCUGUAGCCCCUAAUACUAUUCAUCUGCUCUGAGAAAUGGGUCCAACUGCCCUGGUUACCUAGGUGAAAGAUGCUGCAUAAAUGGCCAUGUUGUUGCUGUAGACUCCUGGUUCUGGGUGGGUGUGCUUUCAGAAAGCAAACACAAGUUCCUCAGCCUCCUGGGUAACAAGGAAAGAUAUUUUGGCCUUCUCCUAUGACAGACAGACAGACCUGGAAGCUCAACAGUUCUUCCUUCUCAGACCAGUGCCAAGCCCUUCAUCUGGCAGAGUAACACCAGCGUGACUGGUUUGAGUCAAGGCCUGGCCUGUGCGUGCUGACGGCUUUCUAGCCUUCUGUCACCUGUGAUGUUUUCUGUGCUCACCUUUUGGGGUAAAGUUGUAUCUGUUAUUCAGAAAAUGUGUAAGUAGAAACAUCUAUUACCUCUCUGCCACCCCAAGAAUUGGUAAAAUUAGCUUUCAGUUUGUUUGUUUGUUUCCAGCUAUGCUCAAAAAUGUCUGCCCCCUGAGCAAACUGGAAUAGGCAUGGCUGUCCUGGAGACACCACAGUCCAGGUAAGGGAUGCUUGUUAGGCUUCCUGUUCUGUCCAUCCAGAUGCAGUGAUGGACAGCAGGUGAUGCUCUAAGCGAUCAAGAGAAUGCUCAGAUGCAAGUUAGGGAGGGAUGACAGGCUGCCUGCCGAGGUUUGCCCCCUCCCCGCAGCCUGAAAAAAAUCCCUUACUUCUAGGUCCACAGUUCCUCCACAGGGAAGCCCCCAAAGCAAUGAUCCUACCUGGCCUUAGAGUCUGCGUUUCUAAGUCCAUAAAUAUAUGGUGACUUGGUGAAAACGUUGGCAAUGUCCAGUUUUUGAAUAAAUGGGAAAGGGCUAUACAAUCUUUUCCUUGUAACUGUCAAUGUUGGUUGAGGGUGAAGCAGAAGGCAUUUGCUUAUGUGAAUUAUGGAAGCUACUGAACUGCACUGAUUAAAUACAUGAUAGCAGGUGCCUAGGUAAUUUCCCUUUUUGUUUAACCGGGCGCUUCCUGAACCAACUUUUAAAUAGGAAAUGGUUUCUAUUAACAUGUCUAUUCAGGCAAACAAGAUUAUCUUGAUUUUAAUUUGUAUGAGGUUAAAAAACCUACGGUCCUGUGUAGGCAGUCACCUUUACUAAUCAAAGCCAAUUUUCGUUCAUCAAAAAUAGGCAGAACAAAAAGGCCCAUCAGGAACCACUUCAUAGUUUCCUUGGACUGUACUCCCCAUUCUGAACUGAGGUGGACAAACCCAACUCGGGCAGCGGGAACAGGCAAAGGAGACAUCUGUCUAUGACUGGCUCUGGUACAUUGCAACCAAGCCCAGGUAUAUCAGCCAAGUGUGCCUUGCCUUGUGCCGGUAAGAAAGCCUCCACUAGAGUCAUAAUAAAGGCUGUCAUGUGAUCAGACAGUUGAGACCUACCCUUGUCCCCGUGUCAUACUCCAGGUGUACAUGAGUGCUCAGGGUCCCCAGUGGGCCCUUCCACUCACUCCAUUCUGUGCUGAUGAUAUGUACUUGCCUGAAACUGGAUGCUACCUUUAACUGACACUUAGAAAGCUUUUAUUAGCUUAAGUGCGCAUAUCCUUCCAGAUGCAUGUAGGCACAAGGUCUUCCUCACUACCUGCAGCAGAACUUUACAAGGGCUUCAGAGAACUCUAAAUUAGAGCUUUGGCAGAGUUCUUAUAAGGAAGAGCAGGCCGAGCCACACAGCCUCUGGUGUUUAUUCUAAAAACUGUUAGAAGAGGCUUAAUAAGGACCUUGCCACCGUGAAGGAGACCUAGACGUCUUCUAGUUCCCACAUACAUUACCUUAACAGAAAGGAAAUGCUUUUCAGUUUUUUUGUUUUUUUUUUUCUCCAUCAUUGGCGUGGAUCAAAACUAUCAGGCUUCUGUAUUCUAUACACUAUGGCCCACAAAAAACUCGCUGCAACAAUAUAAAAUGUUAGAGCUGCCAAGAGUUAAGGUUGUAUCAUGUUCAAAGAGACGUGUAGAGAAAAGCAUGAGCCCUCGCUCCGCUUUUAUUGGUCCAAACACUUCCUUCUGUAAACGCUUUCAGUGGUAAAUGUUUAAUUGGGAGUAUGUCAUAUGAACACAGUGCCCUAAGUAAGAACAAUCACGUUCACUAAAUGUAUACAGUGUCACCUACUGAACGAUGCUCAGUGUUUUUAGAGCCCAACAGAGAACAAAUUCUUUGGUGGCUAAAAUUUCUGCCCUGAUCUUCAUUAGGGUAUAGUCCUAGUGAAGAGCAGGGAUGGGCAAACAUCCAAGAGCUUCAGCACCAGUAUUUUCCUUCUGUGGUAUACUGCAGAUACAACUGUGGAAGAAACCGGCAACUGACUUUGUUUAGCCAAUGGAACCUAUAUGACAAAGAGACUUAAGUGACAAAGAAUGACAGACUGGUACCUUGGCCACAGCUUGCAAACUCUUUGUAAAGCAGGAAUGGCUUGCUACAAAAACCACCCCCAUCCUUUAAGUGUUCUCACAAUGGAAGCCCUAUGUUUUACACAGGUCAGCUCUGAACCCACGGCCUCCCAUUUUGAUUCAUUUUCUUGUUUUUUGUUUGUUUGUUUUCCAAGGGUUUCUCUGUAGCCCUGGCUGUUCUGGAACU